Messenger RNA from Papaver somniferum (opium poppy), 1407 nucleotides. RefSeq lists its product as uncharacterized. The transcript has a single exon. Lineage: Eukaryota; Viridiplantae; Streptophyta; Magnoliopsida; Ranunculales; Papaveraceae. The coding region runs from base 1 to 1407 and encodes 468 amino acids. The record is from RefSeq and is a predicted model, not a curated record.
AUGGAUGCCAGAUAUCUUCUAGGCAGAAAUGUUCUCAGCAUGAACACUAAAGCCAAGGAUGGGGACUCCUGGAUAUGGAAAGGAAUCCUAGAAGGUAUAAGCAACAUACAACAACACUGCUCCUGGAGGAUUGGAAAUGGCAGAAGGAUCCAAAUUUGCAAAGACGUAUGGUUACCAAACUCCACAGCAAAACUUCAAAAACCCCAUCGCUGCCCUCAUUAUAUAUAUAAGUUAGAAGCCUUGAUUAUUCCAGAUGGAAAUUGGGAUGAAGCUCAAAUUUCUAACAUUUUCAUCAGGGAGGAAGCUGCAGUUAUUCUUACUGUACAGACACACCCAAAUGAAGAAGACAGAAUGAUUUGGAACAUCAACAACAUAGGAGUUUUUUCUGUCAAGGACCUUUACCAGGCAAAAAUUGAUCACCUCUACAGAAAUGACACCCCAGCUGGCUAUUGGGAAACCAUUUGGAACAUGGAGGUGGCUCCAGUAAUCAAAAUCUUUAUUUGGAAAUGUGCACAUGGAAUUCUUCCCACAAAUGCCAAGACAGCUAACAUACUUCAUUACAUCAAUCCAUUAUGCACUGUCUGCAAUAGUGGAGAAGAAGAAACCAUGUCUCACAUGUUCCUAAAUUACACUACUACUGCUUCAGUUUGGCAGGAAAUUCUUGGCACCUCCCAUACUCUCUUUGAUAACAAUACUAUCUUCAUUGAGUGGAUGAACUCCUGGUUUCAACUAGGAAACACUGAUUGCAGCAUCUUUGCCACCACAUGUUGGUACAUUUGUAAAGCUAGAUGUGAUUUUAUAUUUAAACAAAUCCAGACUUACGUGGGAGUAAUCACCUUCAGAAUAAGGCAGUAUUUGUGCAACCAUAAUAGAAUUCAUGCAGUGCCAAAUCAUAUCUUGAACAACUUCCCUCUCUUACCAGAGGAAGCUGAAAAUACUCAUGCACAUUACACCUGGAAUGCAGAAACAGGAUUUGGGAAACAUAUCAGUAUCUGUACUAUUCAAGAUCCUGAGAACUUUGUUUGUUACACUUCCUUAACUAUGACAGAUUUUGCAGGAAACAUCAUUGGCACUAGAGGACAUCCAGGACACUAUGGAGAAUGGGGAGUCACAGGAGGCGCCGACCUAGCUUUCCAGUGGGCCAAAGAGAUGCAACACACAAACAUUGCAAUAUCUGCUGAAUCAAUGGACAUUCUAUAUCGUUUCAAACUACUCUACAAUGAAGCUUCUCAAGGAAGAUUUCAUCUCAAAUACUAUGAAGCGGGACAAAGUCAAGAAGACACUAGUACAAAUAUGGCCAUAAAUCCCAUAUCCUUUGUUUUAUUAAAUCUUGGUAUUAUUACUCGUAGUCAAAACAUGGAGGCGUUUAACUUAGCCUUCUUUGCAAGAACAACGUUGGCAGACUGA